GAACAAGAUUCAAAUGGUACUCUAAACAUACUGAGCGGAGCGACCGCGCAAAAGUCGCAGCGCACUACGGUAUGUACAGCUAGCUCAGGCUGGAGAGCGCAGAGGAAAGCUCACUUAGACGAUAUAGCGCGAGCUCCUUGCAACUUCUGAAGGAUUAAAGAAGGAUCAGGCGGCUUGUCGCCAGGAAUCAUUGAUUGGAAAGCUGGUGCACUUUGCUGUUCUUGGAAGCUCAGGUUGUCAAGCAGGGAGAGAACGCAAGCUGCUGGUUGUUGCAGCCUAUCUGUCUGCUGCAGGCGGGAAAGCCUCUGUAGCGUUAAAGUGCUUCUCUUCAACACCUGGCUAAAGAUUUCCAGGGUUAAAGAGAACCACGCAAGGAGUUGCAAGGGGAGGAGAGAAUGGCCGGAAAGGCAGAAGAGGCAGCAAAGGAGACGCAGGCCGCCCCGCCACCCGCUGCGCCUGGGCAGCCCAAGGUCGAUGUCUUUGAGGACGAUGAUGAGUUUGAAGAGUUUGAGAAUGAAGAUUGGAAUGCUGAAGAGGAAGACACCACAGCCGUACAUCAAUGGGAAGAUGACUGGGAUGAUGACGACGUCGGUGAUGACUUCUCAAAGCACCUUCGAGCAGAGCUAGAAAAGGCUGAGGGGCAAAAACAAUGAACUGGUUUGAAUGCUUUUCUACUUCUUGUACAGUGCACCUUCGCUAUUACGGCGAGGUUGCACCAUUGAAUUGGGUCGCAUCUAGCUCACGCCGCAAUUGUUGGUAUGCUUGAGCAUAGCUGUCACUUUGGGAUUGCCGCCUAAAUGCAUGGCCAUGAUAACAUGACGACA
This is a messenger RNA of Klebsormidium nitens, 824 nucleotides long. NCBI's taxonomy places the organism in Eukaryota, Viridiplantae, Streptophyta, Klebsormidiophyceae, Klebsormidiales, Klebsormidiaceae. The record is from the annotation of a GenBank genome assembly.